Messenger RNA from Trichobilharzia szidati, 702 nucleotides. The record is from the annotation of a GenBank genome assembly. NCBI's taxonomy places the organism in Eukaryota, Metazoa, Platyhelminthes, Trematoda, Strigeidida, Schistosomatidae.
CACAGCACCGCAUGUAAACUUAGUUUCUUGACACAGAAUGUGGCCUCAAAUGACCUCUCGACAAGUACACCUAUCAUGGUUACCUGGUUUUGCUAAUCAAACACCUCCUCCACAUGCUGUUGAAGCUACACCUGGUAUCUAUGUAAUUCGUGGUAGAAGUGGUGAUGAUGUUAUCCCCGGAAAGUGGCCAGCAGCUUUAGGCAAAGGCUACAUAUCUUAUGAUGGGAAGGAAGUAGAAUUACACAAUUUUGAAGUGUUGUGUAAUACAAAUUUAAGAACCAAUCAAAAUUUAUAUUGUUGGUAUCCAAGAUCUGCUGGUAAUGUACCAGACAAGGCAUUGCAAGCUGGUGAAACAUCUUCACACGAAUCUUUAUUUAUAGCCCGUGGUGUAGUGAAUGGUGAAGUAUGCGUAGGCAAGGUUCAUCCAUCACAUGGUUGUGCUUAUUUUCCAUGGGGAGGUGAUGAACAUGCAGUACAAAGUUAUGAAGUUUUAUGUUUUGUUGAUUAAUAAACAAUUUGCACUAUUUUUUAUUAUCUGACUUGUAUUUGAAACGGUUGUUUGUUUUUUCUUCAUUUCAACAAACAUAUUUAUGCUCAAAAGAAGAUUUCAAAAACAAGUGAAUUAUCAUUCGUAUGAAUAAAAGAAGUACUUCCCUACAUUAUGUGAUUCAAAUUUUAAAAUAUAAACACUUUGAGUCGUUA